Messenger RNA from Ostrinia furnacalis (Asian corn borer), 2333 nucleotides. Its product is annotated as general vesicular transport factor p115. Gene Ontology annotation, cellular component: Golgi stack; cytoplasm; endoplasmic reticulum. The record is from RefSeq and is a predicted model, not a curated record. The transcript is spliced from 7 exons. The coding region runs from base 135 to 2333 and encodes 732 amino acids. Gene Ontology annotation, biological process: vesicle fusion with Golgi apparatus; transcytosis; endoplasmic reticulum to Golgi vesicle-mediated transport. Lineage: Eukaryota; Metazoa; Arthropoda; Insecta; Lepidoptera; Crambidae.
UCUGUCAAAUUUUGCUUUGACGUGUCGUGAAUUAGUGAUAAUUUGAUUUUCUUAUAUUUUCGCUAUUUUAUACGAUGGUUUCGUAUUAACCGCGGUAGUGUGUGAUAUUAAUAGAACCAAGGGAGUGGUGCAAAAUGGAUUUCUUUAAAAGUGGUCUCAAGACCGUGCUCGGCGCCCCGGAGCCCGGACAACAACCUUCGGCUGGCGAGACGGUGGAGCGUCUAGUGAACCGCGUGGAGAACUCCACACUGCUGGAGGACCGGCGUGACGCCUGCCGCGCGCUCAAAGCGUUGUCGCGCAAGUACCGCGUCGAGGUCGGCGCGCAGGGCAUGGCCACCCUAAAGCAGGUGCUAGAGCUCGAUCGCGCCGACAAUGAGACCAUAAACUACGCCCUCGAUACGCUUAACAACAUCAUGUCCCCCGCCCAGUUCGAGGAGGAAGAGAAGAACCCCAACAUUCCCAUGAACAUCGGGGAACAGUUCACAGAAAUGUUCAUCAAGGACCACAACAACAUCCAACUUGUUUUAGAUCUCCUAGACGAAUAUGACUUCAGAGUACGACUAUCAGCAGUCCAGCUGCUCACGUCGCUGCUAACGAACAGGCCUAAAGAUAUACAGGAAAUAAUUCUAGUCAAACCAAUGGGCGUGUCCAAAAUGAUGGAUCUCUUGGGAGACACGAGAGAAGUCAUACGGAAUGAAACCUUGCUCCUGCUAAUAAAACUGACGAAAGGAAAUGCUAAUAUACAGAAAAUCGUCGCGUUUGAAAAUGCGUUUGAUAGGCUAUUUGAAAUCGUGUCGUCUGAAGGGUAUUCCGACGGCGGAAUAAUCGUGGAAGACUGUCUGCUCCUCAUGCUAAACUUACUAAAGAAUAACAGCAGUAAUAUCCACUUCUUCAAAGAAGGGAACUACAUCCAGAAGAUGCUGCCAAUGUUCCAGACUCCCGACGACGCGGAAGACAUCGGCUGGUCGCCGCAGAAGGUGUCCAACGUGCACUGCAUGCUCCAAAUAGUGAGGACUUUAGUGUCGCCGAGUAACGCGGUGCAAAUUAUAACUAGUUGUCAAAAGAUAAUGAAAUACGCGAGCUUGUUGGAUUCUCUGUGCAAUAUACUGAUGGCGAGCGGUGUGCCGGCGGACAUUUUGACGGAGACGAUCAAUACUGUGGGAGAGGUGGUGCGGGGUGACGUGAAUAAUCAAGACUUCUUGGGAAACGUGAUGGCGCCUUCCAACCCGCCAAGACCGGCCAUCGUGGUGCUACUUAUGUCGAUGGUCAACGAGAAACAGCCGUUUUCGUUAAGAUGCGCCGUCCUCUACUGCUUCCAAUGUUACCUCUACCACAACGAGAUGAGCCAAGCCAGCUUAGUCCAGACUCUUUUACCUUCCUCCUCCGACGUCUCAAGCUUGACCAGCGGGCAACUGCUUUGCGGGGGGUUAUUCUCAUCCGAUGUGUUAUCAAACUGGUUCUCAGCAGUUGCGUUGAUGCACGCGCUGACUGAGAAUCCGUCGCAGAAGGAGCAGUUGUUAAGGGUGCUGCUUGCGACUAAUAUAGGAAGCUCGCCCGUGUCUUUGUUGCAUCAAUGCACCCUGCUGCUGCAACAGUCGACUAAACUGCAGGCUAAGGUGGCCCUACUAAUGCUCCUCUCGCAAUGGAUGAGCCACUGUCCGUCAGCAGUGAGCGCCUUUCUCAAAGUGCCAGGUGGCGUCGGCUACCUCGUCAACCAGACCUGCUCCAACGAGCACGACGAGAACGAAUACCUUUUACAAGGCCUAUCAGCUUUCCUCCUAGCCAUCUGCAUACACUUCAACGACGAUUCCGUAGAGAACUACUCCAAAGAUUCCCUCAAACAACUUCUGUUAAAAAGGAUAGGCAUGGAGACGUUUUCAGGGAAACUCAGUGAGGUGACGAAGCACGAGUCGUACAAUAAAGCGGCGAAACAUCCUCAAUUAAGAGUCAAGGCGGCAGCGGAGAUUCUUAUUGACUACGAAUUCUGCAAGUUGUUCAAGUCUCUUGAAGGAGUGGUGGUGGAAAGCUUCACGGUGAAGAAAGAGAACGGCGUGGACUCCGCGCCGGAAUCCCGCGCCUCGCCUUCGUCUGGAACCCUCCAGCAGUACAAGAGCCUCAUCCGGCAGCAGGACGCGCGUCUACAGGAGCUCACGCAGCAGCUGGACGGCUUGCUGCAGCACAACCGCCGCCUGCAGGAGCCUCCAGUACAAGAGCCUCGUCCGGCAGCAGGACGCCUGCAGGAGCUCACGCAGCAGCUGGACGGCUUGCUGCAGCACAACCGCCGCCUGCAGGUGGGACAGUGUGCCUUGCGGCGAUACAGUUACGGCUCAUGA